This is a messenger RNA of Leptinotarsa decemlineata (Colorado potato beetle), 1189 nucleotides long. RefSeq names its product aldo-keto reductase family 1 member B1. The record is from RefSeq and is a predicted model, not a curated record. NCBI's taxonomy places the organism in Eukaryota, Metazoa, Arthropoda, Insecta, Coleoptera, Chrysomelidae. Gene Ontology annotation, molecular function: oxidoreductase activity.
AGUCAUUUCCAAAACUGUCAGUCAUUAAACUUUUUCGAUGGAAAAUCCAAAUUCAUAAUGUCUCGUACUUUGCUCAGUCGGAACCUACCUAAAACCCUAAACCUCUGUAUCCGACAUCGGAACGGAUCAAGCUGCUCAAGAGUUCCUUUCCUCAAGUUUAAUAAUGGCGAUACAUUCCCAAUGUUUGGCUUGGGAACUUGGAAAUCGAAGCCGAAAGAAGUAUACGAAGCUGUUAAGUACGCAAUAGAUAUCGGUUACCGCCACAUUGACUGCGCUCCUGCCUACGAAAACGAAUCGGAAAUCGGUGACGCUCUCAAAGAAAAAAUGGCAGACGGUACCGUCAAGCGCGACGAGCUCUACAUCACUAGUAAGUUGUGGAACACGAAACAUCGCCCCGAAGACGUGGAGAAAGCCCUGAAGAAUACUUUGAAGAUGCUCUGCCUCGAUUACCUCGAUCUCUAUCUGAUCCAUUGGCCUUUCGCGAUGAAGGAGGGCUACGAAUUGUUUCCCACCAAUCCAGACGGAAGCGUCGCUUAUAGCCACGUAGACUACCUCGACACUUGGAAAGCCAUGGAGGAGAUGCAGAAGAAAUGUCUCGCAAUGUCUAUCGGAAUAUCGAACUUCAAUAAGAGGCAGGUUGAACGUCUUUUGAAGAAGUGUAAAAUAAAACCGGUCACGAACCAAAUCGAAGUACACCCUUACCUGCACCAGAAAGAACUGAUCGAGUUCUUGUGGGCCCAUGAUAUAGCCGUAACAGCCUACAGUCCCUUUGGUUCUCCAGAUCGACCUUGGGCUAAACCCGACGAUCCAAAGGUGCUCGAUGACCCAGCGAUCAAGGCUAUCGCGAAGUGUUACGAUAAGACCACGGCUCAGGUAAUUCUCAGGUAUUUGAUCCAAAGGGGCCUCAUCACCAUUCCCAAGUCCGUUACAAAGUCAAGGAUCAAGGAGAAUUUCGAAAUUUGGGACUUUCGUCUGUCUAUAGAAGAUAUGAACAUCAUUAACCUCUUGAAUCGCAAUUGCAGGGUCUGCGAUUUUUCGUGGGCUGUCACUCACCAGGAUCAUCCUUUUGCUAGAGAUGAGUAUUGACUGGAUAUAUAUUUGAUGAUGAAUCUGGUUUGUCUGGUGUGAUCGUAUUUUGUGAAAUGAAAUAUAUUCUCUCAUGUGUAAUAAAUGCUGUAUGUAAAAUCUU